CGCGACACGGUGACCGGCUACUGGGGUGAACGAAGGACAGACACAUGUGUGACGCGGUAUAUUGUGCAUGUACAUCCCGGAUUUAGUUGUUUAUGUAGUGUGUUUCCAGUCAGAGUUUCCAAGCACCAUUGCCGUCGUCCGCUGAUGUUCUGCUGAUGAUUCGCGAUGCCUUCAGCCGCGAAUCAUCUUUCUCUUGCUGGUAAAGUAGCGGUCGUCACUGGCGUAGGGUCAAGUUCUGGUAUUGGUGCAACUACAAGUGUUUUAUUUGCCAAACUAGGUGCAAAAUUAUCGCUAGUUGGCGAACAUGCCCCUAGCCUUGAUGAAGUUGGAAAGCGAUGUGAAAAAGAAAAUGGAAUAGUUCCUAUCGCAUUGAAGGGAGACCUUACUGAUGAGUUUUAUGUUGAAAGCAUUGCAGAACAGACAAAUAAACAUUAUGGACAGAUAGACAUUCUUGUAAACAAUGCUGCCAUAUAUGGGUCUGGCAAUAUACAGAGUACGUCACUUGAAACAUACGAUAACAUGAUGAAAGUCAAUGUAAGAUCGAUAUUUCAUCUUACAUCACUGAUUGUACCGUAUCUUAUAAAAUCACAUGGAAACAUUGUGAAUGUAUCCAGUCUAACCGGACUUAGAGCGUUUCCAUUUGCAUUGGCAUACUGUAUGUCUAAGGCGGCUCUCGAUCAUUUCACCAGGUGUAUAGCACUGGAACUGGCUGGUAAUAAAGUGAGGGCGAAUUCUGUAAACCCUGGUACAACUUUAACUGGUUUACAUCAAAGAGUCCUUGGUUUAAGUGAUGCUGAAUACGACCAGCUUAUUGAACAACGACAAGAACUGUAUCCUCUUGGUCGCGUUGGUUACGCUGAAGAAGUUGCUAAUACUAUCGCAUUUCUUGCAUCUGAUGCUGCAUCCUUCAUUACUGGGGCGACACUUCCUGUAGAUGGAGGGAGACAGUUGGCUUGUCCAAGAUGAUAUGAAAUGCCACUCACACUGUGGAUGUAUGACUAGUUCAGGCUCUACUAAACUUCCUG
Molecule: messenger RNA, 1025 nt
Organism: Saccoglossus kowalevskii
Lineage: Eukaryota; Metazoa; Hemichordata; Enteropneusta; Harrimaniidae
Molecular function (GO): oxidoreductase activity
Source: RefSeq, a predicted model, not a curated record